CACGUCCUGUCCAUUCCCCGAUAUAGUGGACCUCCUGCAGAGCUGUGCUUUCCACAUGCAGAGACUUUGACAGCUCCAUGGCAUAGACACAUACUGGGUACAGACAGUAGCCUACAGGAGAACAGCAUCCUUAUAUUUUAGCAGUCUCUCCCUCCCCCAAAAUACUACCCUGUCUCCCAGCCCCCUCUCUCCCUCUAAGAGAGCCUCUCCCUGGGGCCAUGCCCAUCCUACUUAAUGCCGACACCUCCUUCAGCUCCAAGCAGGAGCUCCUGGACCUCCAGAACGGCCCCAUAGGCCCCUCCCUGGAUACACCCAGCCCCUUGAACUCUCACGAGGAUAGCCCAGUGGGCUCAGGCCCCGGCAGCCCUGCUGGAGAAGGCCCUGCUGGCCACCUCAUCUUCACCAGGGCGUCUGCCCCUCUGCCUGGACAGCUUUACGGGGUUGAGGUGCCCACAGAGACCCCCCUGGGCCUCAAAUUCAUCCCCACGGACUCAGAAGGGCUGUGUGGCUGGGGGGCCCUGACGCCCCGAGCCAUCCAGACCUUCAACACCCCUCGCUGGGUGCUCUUCUUCCUCUGUGUGGCUUCCUUCCUCCAGGGCAUGAUCAUCAAUGGCUUCAUCAACACCGUGGUGACCUCCAUAGAGAGGCGCUUUGACCUGCGUAGCUACCAGGCUGGGCUCAUCGCCAGCUCCUACGACAUCGCUGCCUGUGUGUGCCUGGCCUUCGUCAGUUACUUUGGUGGGACGGGGCACAAGCCUCGUUGGCUGGGCUGGGGGGUGCUAGUCAUGGCGCUAGGCUCUCUGGUGUUCGCCCUGCCUCACUUCACCACUCCCCCAUACCAUGUCAGCAUUCCUGAGCGGACAGGGGUGUGCACAGGAAACCGUACCAGCCCUUGCCAUGAUAGCGAGGGUGGGGGCCUGUCCAGCUACCGCUUUGUCUUCAUGCUGGGCCAGUUCCUGCACGGGGUGGGAGCCACUCCGCUGUACACUCUGGGGGUCACCUACCUGGACGAGAACGUCAAGUCCAGCUAUGCUCCAGUGUACAUUGGGAUCUUCUAUACAGCAGCCAUCGUGGGUCCAGCAGCAGGGUACCUUCUAGGAGGACACUUUCUCAACAUCUAUACAGAGGUUCACAUGACGACGGAGCUGACUCCAGAGAACCCUCUGUGGGUGGGGGCCUGGUGGAUUGGCUUCCUUGCAGGAGGGGCAGCAGCGCUGGUCAUCGCCCUGCCCAUCCUGGGCUACCCACGCCAACUACCAGGCUCUCAGAAGUAUGUGGCCAUGCGUGUGUCUGAGGCCCACCAGCUGAAAGAUGGCAGUCAGGCCAGUGCAUCAGACCCUCAGUUUGGGAAGUCAGUGAAGGACAUGCCUAGGUCAGUGUUGCUCCUGCUGAAGAACCCUCCCUUCCUCUUCCUGUGUCUGGCGGGGGCCACGGAGGCCACCCUCAUCGCUGGCAUGUCCACCUUUGGCCCAAAGUUCCUGGAGUCUCAGUUCAGCUUGAGUGCAUCUGAGGCAGCCACAUGGUUCGGCUACAUGGUGGUGCCCGCGGGUGGGGGGGGCACCUUCCUGGGCGGCUACAUUGUGAAGAAGCUGAACCUACGUUGCCGUGGCAUCAUCCGUUUCUGCAUGGUGUGUGCCCUCGUCAGUCUACUGGCCAUAUUCAUCUUCCUCAUCCACUGUCCCAAUGCCCCUAUGGCCGGGGUGACUGCUCCCUACCGCAGCAACUUGCCACCGGGCCAUCACAAAUUAAUAUAUUUAGCUAAAAAUAACCAUUCAACUCUAUUUCUCUCUCCCUCUCUCAGCUCUUUGUUGGGGGGCAACCUGACGGUGGGGUGUAAUGCAGAUUGCCACUGUUUACGAGAGCUCUAUAACCCAGUCUGUGGAGCCGACGGUGUGAUGUAUUACUCCCCAUGCCAUGCAGGAUGCAGCACAAUCAACCACACAGAGAUCUCAACAGGUAGACAGGUGUACUCGGGCUGCAGCUGUGUGGUGGGUGGGAAUGUGACAUCGGGGCAGGAGGGCCUGGCAUUGGAUGGGAAAUGCACUAGCUCCUGUAGCCACAUGCCAGCCUUCCUCACCUUCCUCUUCAUCAUCAUCUCCUUCACCUUCCUGUGUAGUAUACCAGCCCUCACCGCUACCCUCAGGUGUGUUCCAGACAACCAGAGGUCCUUUGGACUGGGGAUCCAAUGGAUUGUGGUGCGAAGUCUAGGUGGGAUCCCAGGCCCGAUAGCAUUUGGCUCUGUGAUCGACAUCUCAUGCCUGCUGUGGGAGGACCAGUGUGGAGAGCAGGGCUCCUGCCAUCUCUACCAGAACUCUGCCAUGAGCCGCUACACCCUUAUCGCUGGCAUCAUCUACAAGGUUCUCGGCACGCUGUUCUUCCUGCUGGCCAGUGUUUUGUACAAGCCCCCUCCAGAGUCGCCCCAGAGCAGCUGUGAGAGCACCGACCAUGGGCCGGGGGACAGCGGGGGCGAGACGGGGGACCUCCCCAUCAAGGACCUUCCACCAGAGAUCAUCGCCAAUGUACACACCAGGUUAUGAUGACUUCAGACCCCACCCACCCUGCACUACAGUGUGUAUCACCCCACAUCUCACCGCACGUGUAUGUUGGUGUGUGUGGCGUAGUACUGCUUCCCCCAUCACUGCCAGCCUAUGCCCGUCUCAUAGCCACUCCCAACACAUAGACACAUCACCCCAGGGCAUGUCUCACCUACUGACCCCACGUUCAUCCCAUUGGCCUGCCCUCCACUGCCAGCCCACUGAACUUGGGGUGUGUGUUAUGUGAUGAAAGACUAGGGUCACAGAUAGCGUCAGAGGUUAAUCUGAGAAGUAGCUAAGAGGUUUCUCCUGAUGGCUUUUGGGAUUUAAACCAGUCCAAAAUCACAUUUUUAAAUUAAGAUUUUGUUUUGUUUCCCAGUAGGGUCUAAGGGAUGUGACAUAUGGGCUGUUUGUAUAGCUUAUGUCAUGCCAUGAGUAUGAAGCAUUCCUUCUGAGUGUUGAAAGAGGCAUUUACACCCGUAAAACAACCCUGUUGUCUUGCCCUAUCACAGAUACAUAUUUUUUAUCUACACCGAAACAGAAUUGAAAUACAUAUAAAAACUAUAGACCAAGAGUAUUUAAAGGCACUUACUGUUAUUAUAACUAUACCUAUUGAAGAAAAUAACACACAUAUAUUUUAACAAAUGGAAGAGCACACACCUAUUUAUGACAGCCUUUAGCACAUGUAUGACAUUGAAUGACCUGUAGCAGGCUGCCAUUUAACAGAAGUGAAGACAAAACCCAAGAGAGGCCAUGAAGAUGAUGAUGCUAUAUCAUCCUGUCCACGUGUCAUACAACAAGACAAACUAUUUUGUAUGAAGGGGUAAUACCAAGACCCUUUUUCACAACCAGACACAUUGCUGCACUUUAAAACUAAUCAGCUCUGAUGAAUUUAGACAAUGGUAUUAUAUGAGAGUUAUUCCGACAGUGUAUGCUGGUUGUAAUAAAUUGUAGGAACAAUGCACUAAUGGAAUGAGUUGCCAUAAAAACAAGAACAACAAGCCUCUUAUCCAAACCUACAAGUGUGCCAAAGUAGCAUUGCCCCAAUCUCUCUUCUGUUUUGUGAUCUAGAUAAUUUAUGUAUGAUGGAAAUUAAAAGCACAGAUUUCUCAUAUAGUCUUUCAAUUUGUUGUUUUUCGCAUGAUUUGAUAUUGUCCAGACAUAUUUGUAUAAAGAGGCUGUAGUUAAUGAUUUAUACUGAAAAAUGGACCCAUAGAAGUUUACCAUGACAAACAAUCUCUCCUAGAACUACCCUGUUCUAUAAAGUGUUAAAAUAUAGUCUUUGUUGUUUAAUGUAACAGUAAUGACACUUUACAACUUGUGUUGGUAAUUUGCAUUUCUCAUGUUUUUGUUUUACAUGUAUUCAUUUGUUAUGGACCCAAAUGCCUCCAGAUCAGCUCUCCCCCAUUCUCCAGACAGGGAGAGCGGGGCUUGACCGCCAUUAGAGAGUAUGUGUAAUCACAAACAUUCCUAGUCUUAUUGUUAUGCCUCCUCACUCCCUAGCACUUCGUAAAAUUAGACUUUUGGAUU
Salvelinus namaycush (lake trout) is the source of this 4064-nucleotide messenger RNA. RefSeq names its product solute carrier organic anion transporter family member 4A1-like. The transcript is spliced from 12 exons. The record is from RefSeq and is a predicted model, not a curated record. The coding region runs from base 219 to 2537 and encodes 772 amino acids. Gene Ontology annotation, biological process: sodium-independent organic anion transport; transmembrane transport. Gene Ontology annotation, molecular function: protein binding. NCBI's taxonomy places the organism in Eukaryota, Metazoa, Chordata, Actinopteri, Salmoniformes, Salmonidae. Gene Ontology annotation, cellular component: membrane.